GCAACGGCCGCGGGAAAGUAGUGCGUGGCGGAGUGAUCUGAGCGGCGCGGGGCUGGAGGGAACGUGUGGCGUAGUUGGAGACUUAGGCGGGCCGCGGUGUGCCGUGGGUUUGGCCUGCGAGCGCCGUUGUGAGCGUACCGCUGGGAUCAGCCGCGGUUCGGCGGGGAGGAGAGGUGGCGGGACGCGUGUGAGGAGCGGAAGGGCCGAGCGUGUGCUGCUUGCUUGGACCGGAGAGCGCUGGGGGGGGGGAAACUGCGGCGGGCCAAGAUGGCGGGCAGAGCCGGCAGCGUGUGGACGGGGUGUGGGCCGGCUGUUCGUUUUCCGCUCGCGGGCGCAGCGCGAUCCGGAGACGGGAUAGGAACAGGGAGCCACCGGGAAAAUGGCGGCCGCGCAGGCGCAGCAGCGGCCCCAAGGAUGGAGGAAGUGGGCGCGCGCCCUGAGUGGGAAGGGGAGGAGACGCGUGGCCCCGCCCCUCGGGGUGUGGGCGGGUCCUCCUGUGACGUCACAGAGCGGCAUGGGCGCUGCUUACGUCAUCAUCUCGUGUGCUGACCUCCCUUCCAGACCAACAUGCACAUCUUCGUGAAUACCCUGACUGGCAAAACCAUCACCUUGGAGGUGGAACCCAGUGACACCUUCGAAAUUGUCAAGGCCAAGAUCCAGGACAAGGAGGGCAUUCCCCCUGAACAGCAGAGGCUGAUCUUUGCUGGCAAGCAGCUGGAAGACGGGCGCACUCUGUCUGACUACAACAUCCAGAAGGAGUCCACUCUCCAUCUUGUCCUGCGCGUAAGAGGAGGCAUGCAGAUCUUUGUGAAGACCUUGACAGGUAAGGCCAUCACUCUGGAGGUUGAGCCCAGUGACACCAUUGAGAAUGUCAAGGCCAAGAUCCAGGACAAGGAGGGCAUUCCCCCUGAUCAGCAGAGGCUGAUCUUCGCUGGCAAGCAGCUGGAAGACGGGCGCACUCUGUCUGACUACAACAUCCAGGAGUCCACCCUGCACCUGGUGCUGCGCCUGAGGGGAGGGAUGCAGAUCUUUGUGAAUACCGUGACUGGCAAGAUGAUCACCUUGGAGGUGGAACCCAGUGACACCUUCGAGAUUGUCAAGGCCAAGAUCCGGGACAAGGAGGGCAUUCCCCCUGAACAGCAGAGGCUGAUCUUUGCUGGCAAGAAUCUGGAGGACGGGCGCACUGUGUCUGACUACAGCAUCCAGAUGGAGUCCACUCUCCAUCUUGUCGUGCGCCUGAAAGGAGGCAUGCAGAUCUUUGUGAAGACCUUGACAGGUAAGACCAUCACUCUGGAGGUUGAGCCCAGUGACACCAUUGAGAAUGUCAAGGCCAAGAUCCAGGACAAGGAGGGCAUUCCCCCCGAUCAGCAGAGGCUGAUCUUCGCUGGCAAGCAGCUGGAAGACGGGCGCACUCUGUCUGACUACAACAUCCAGAAGGAGUCCACCCUGCACCUGGUGCUGCGCCUGAGGGGUGGUAACUGAAGUAGAGAUUCCUUGCUUCCAAGAAAAAGUUCCUCUGCGCAUGUUCAUUCCAAUAAAAUUCUUGCAUCCACAAAGAUUGCUGUCUCUUAAAUCUUUCAAGCAGCUAUUUUAG
Messenger RNA from Lagopus muta (rock ptarmigan), 1594 nucleotides. RefSeq names its product ubiquitin C (gene UBC). The record is from RefSeq and is a predicted model, not a curated record. Lineage: Eukaryota; Metazoa; Chordata; Aves; Galliformes; Phasianidae. Gene Ontology annotation, molecular function: ubiquitin protein ligase binding; protein tag activity. Bases 568 to 1482 code for a protein of 304 amino acids. Gene Ontology annotation, cellular component: nucleus; cytoplasm. The transcript has a single exon. Gene Ontology annotation, biological process: modification-dependent protein catabolic process; protein ubiquitination.